Molecule: messenger RNA, 3765 nt
Organism: Neoarius graeffei (lesser salmon catfish)
Lineage: Eukaryota; Metazoa; Chordata; Actinopteri; Siluriformes; Ariidae
Gene: st14
Product: ST14 transmembrane serine protease matriptase
Exons: 19
Coding region: 218-2749 (843 amino acids)
Biological process (GO): proteolysis; acrosome reaction
Molecular function (GO): serine-type endopeptidase activity; protein binding
Source: RefSeq, a predicted model, not a curated record
CUGCUCUCCUGACUGCAGUGGAGACGUGUACAGGUGCUCAGACUGCUGGAAGUCCAUACAACAACAACAACAACAAAGUUGUAUUUCUAAACAAACAACCUCCUUCCUGCUGAAGGUUUUCUUGCCCAGAGGACCAUUUGGAUUAUUAUUUGAGGAGACUUGCUGCUGCUGGACUGUGUGGAAGCAGAACUUUACAGUUUCUGAACAGGACCUGACUAUGAAUAGUACAGUCAUGUAUGAACCUUCCCGAAAUGGCAGUGAAAAUGUCACCUUCCUAACAAAGGAACAGAAGAAGGCAUUGAAGCGGAAGAAGACUGGGGUGGUGGUGGGAAGUGUGCUGGUGCUGCUGGUGCUGGCGGUUGUGGCUGGAUUUCUAAUAUGGUGGUUUGCUGUCGUACCUAGCAUCGCCAAGAAGAACCCAGAACCUAGCCUGGCAAACCAGCAAUAUUUGGGAGCGCGAGUCUUCAGCGGACAGAUGGCGCUUCUAGAUGUCCCGUACGGUCCUGAAUAUGAGAACCCCAACAGCGUGGAGUUCCAAGAGACAGCCGAUGCACUACAGGACAUUCUGAAUAAGACCAUUUCCAGUGACGCUUUUCUCUACCAGUACUACAACGAGUCUGUCAUCUCUGCCUUCAGCGAUGGUGUGAUCGCAUACUACUGGAUACGGUUCACUGUUCCUCCAAAGGACAUGGAGCUGGUGACCAAGGUGACCGAGGAGCGCGUGCUGGAAACUCUUCGCCGAGGAGUGCGUCAGGAGGGCAGACGCAGCAUCCAGGGCUUCUUCAUUACCAGCAUCACCGCCUCAAUUACAGACCCCCGGAUGGCCAGGAACCCAAGAGCCUCAGCAGAGUGUUUUUUCCGACUGGAGGCUACUUCCAGCAUCCAGACGUUCCACUCUCCUGGAUACCCAGACAAUUAUCCAGUUCAGACACGCUGCCAGUGGCAAAUUCGUGCUCCAAAAGACAAAGCCAUCCUGCUCAAGUUUACUUCCUUCUACGUUCAGGACUCCUGCUCCAGUGACUAUGUGUUUAUCUUCGACUCAUUCAGCACCGAUACCGCUCAUGCCAUCACACAGGAUUGUGGUCACCUCCCCCCAACUCAACCUCUGGAAGUGAUCUCCUCUGGCAACCUUAUGCUCGUCAACCUCAUCACUGCAGAGGUUCAGAGACCAGGAUUUGAGGCACAAUACAGCGCCAUCCCUAAAAUUACAGCUCAGACGUGUGGAGGCCAUCUGAGUAACCUAUCUGGAAACAUCACCACCCCACGCUACCCAAGCUUCUACCCACCCAUGCUGGACUGCAAAUGGACCAUCACUGUCCCUGAACACAUGAAAAUCCGGGUGAAGUUCACCAAGUUCCUUGUGAGGGAACCGGGCGUGAAUGUCCUCACUUGCAACAAAGACUAUGUGGAGAUCAACGGCACAAAGUACUGUGGUGAAAGACCUCUUCUGACUCUGAACAGCAACACCAACACCAUGGUGAUAAGCUUCCAUUCAGACAGCUCGUACACCAACAAAGGCUUCAAAGCCCAAUACAAUGCAUACAACCCACAGAACCCUUGUCCAGGUAAGUUUACCUGUGACACAGGAUUCUGCAUUUCCAAACAGCUGCACUGUGAUGGCUGGAACGACUGCGGAGACAUGAGCGAUGAGACAAAGUGCCAAUGUGAGGAUGACAACUUUAAGUGUGACAAUGGCAUAUGUAAACCUCGGUACUGGCUGUGUGACCAAGUCAACGACUGCGGAGACAACAGCGAUGAACAAAACUGCACCUGUCAGAAGAGUCAGGUCCGUUGUGGCGAUGGCACCUGUUUGCCUCAGAGUGUAAAGUGUAACGGAAAGGAAGACUGUGAAGAUGGCAGCGAUGAGGUUUCCUGUGAUGAAGGAACAUGCACAGAUUUGUCCUACAUCUGCGCAGAUGGCCAGUGUGUGAAAAAACUCAACGCCAGGUGUGAUAAAGUCAACGACUGCUCAGACGGUUCUGAUGAGCAGGACUGUAACUGUGGUGAGCGACCGUACAAACUCAACCGGAUUGUUGGUGGGCAGGAUGCCAAUGUGGGUGAUUGGCCGUGGCAGGUCAGCCUACACUACCAUACCAGUGGGCACGUCUGUGGCGCCUCGAUCAUCUCCGACAAAUGGCUGCUCAGUGCCGCUCAUUGCUUUAUGACUGGAGACCCUUUGUACCGUGAGGCAUCAAAAUGGAGGACAUACAGUGGUAUGAACGAUCAGCAAAAUUAUGAUGACGAUGUACAGAUGCGAACGGUGAAGACCAUCAUCCCGCAUGAGAACUACAACUUUUUGACGUACGAUAACGACAUUGCACUCCUGGAACUGGAGGAGCCACUGGUGUUCUCCAGCACUGUUUAUCCAGUGUGUCUGCCAUCCAGCUCACGUGUGUUCCCACCUGGGACGCCCUGCUGGGUGACGGGCUGGGGAGCACUCAGGGAGGGAGGACGGCCCUCUUUGAUUCUGCAGACAGCGGAGGUGAAAAUCAUUAAUGACACAGUGUGUGAUAUGGUAAUAGACGGUCAGGUGACCUCACGCAUGUUGUGCAGCGGCUUCCUUGCUGGAGGUGUAGACGCUUGUCAGGGUGACUCAGGAGGUCCUUUGGUUUGUCUCUCCAAGGCUAAUAUUUGGUUCCAGGCUGGGAUCGUGAGUUGGGGAGAAGGCUGCGCGCGCCGCAAUAAACCCGGCAUCUACACACGACUCACAGUGUUCCGUGACUGGAUAUAUGAAAACGCUAAAAUCUAGCAGCGUGACGAGCUCCAGGACUACACGAUGCCCAGUGUUUAUACACAAGUCUAUGAUUGUGUGUGUGUGUGUGUGUGUAUUGGUUAAGAUCUAAAAUAUUUGCGAAAUGAUCCUUAUGGACACUUGUAUUUUUUUUAUAUUGCUGAGCCUAAAGCUCGCUCAAGCACAAAUCGAGUUCUCAGGUCUCUGUUAUCAUGAGGAACUUUUCAAUCUAGAACUUGAAAUAAUAGCGGAUCCCAGUGGGUUUCAGUUAAUUACACUGAAAACAUUUGUGGUUUCCGUAAAAUGAUUUAUUAUUGAUGUUUUAUCUUCUAAAAUUUUUAUAAGCGUGCAGAUGUGUCGUGUCCCUAUCGUCAUGUUUCCUUCAACUUGCCUUCUGAUCCUCCGGCCAUCAAGACUGUUACAUUUGAGCAGAAUUCACAAGUACAGCUGUUAUAUCCUUCCCAAAAUCAGUUUGGAAUUUAUAAGCGUGUUUCCAAACUGCUUUUCCAUCACUUGGGGCAAAAAGGCUUCUGUGCAAUCUAGACGUUUCUUCAGCUCCCUCUUGCCCUUUUAUUUUUUUUUUUUAACACUUUAAAAUUGCUCAGCCAUUAGAAUAUGGAAUUGGCUGAAAACGAGUCAUUUCACUCAUUAUUUUGCCCAAAUGUUCAAGGCCAGGUUGGGUCAUCUGGCUCUCCGCGUGCUAACAGCCUGACUAGCUCAUCCGGAGGGGAUCUCUAAGCCAAGUGAACUUACAGAUGGAUCUACAUCUCUCGCUGCAUGAGGAUCAAGAGUGCAUCACGACACUGCCCUACAACUGUUUAACAUCUUGGAACUGUUUUGUUUUUAAUGGUUGUAUUUUGGAACAGCAUAAUACUACGGUUCAUAUUUGCGGAUCUUUAUUUUAUUUUAUUUUUUUUCAGUUAUGGUGAUUGAUGGACAUUUUCACUAAAGCCUGUUAUGAUUCUUAUUAUGUGCUGUAUUGUUGUUUUUUCUUUUAUAUCUGCUUUGGAGUGUGAUAAAGUUUAUCUGUUGAA